UCAAAAAUUCAAACAUUCAACCCCUCCAUCAUCCACUAUCCACUUAUCCAUCCCAUGCACCCCGCCUGAGGUACUUCCACCCAUGUACAAUCUCACACUACUAGCUAAGUACCUUCCCUUACCUACCUGCUGUAAACGUAACUUGACCAUACAAACCACCAACCACCACCACCACCACCACCGACUUUUCAUUUGACACCUAUAUAUCAGUGUCAACCUCCCUCGGAGUCUUUGAUCCUUUCUUUCUUCUCGCUACAACUACACCUCUUCCUCCUCCUGUUGAUCUCGACGACUUGAUCCUCAAUCCUCGAUCUCAGACAACCUCACACCACCCAAAGUGAGAGUUUAUAUCACCGACACUCCACCCCACCAUCACCAAAAAAAAACCCCUCACCACCACAACAACCUCACAACUACAACCUCACCACCUCACCACCUCAUCACACACCCCCCAACCUUCACCAUGACCAUCCCCUGCGAGCCAACCCCCCACGCCCUCGCUGCCCUCAAAUGCGACCACGACCACCCCAUCGCCACCCCCCCCCGCCCCUCCUCCCCCGUGCACCGCUUCGGCACCCUCGCCGUGCACGCCGGCUCCCCCCACGACCCCGUCACCGGCGCCGUCAUCGCGCCCAUCUCUCUCUCCACCACCUUCGCGCAGACCGCCGUCGGUGUCCCAGUCGGCGAAUACGAGUACUCCCGCUCCUCGAACCCGAAUCGUCAUAACUUCGAGACCGCGGUUGCUGCGCUCGAGCACGCGAAAUACGCGUUGGCGUUCUCGUCGGGGUCUGCUACUACGGCUGUUAUACUCCAGAGUUUGGCGGCGGGGAGUCAUGUUAUUUCGGUAUCAGAUGUGUAUGGAGGCACCCACAGGUAUUUCACGCAAGUCGCCCAAGCACACGGCGUCUCCGUGACAUUCACCCCCGAAAUCGCCGUCGACAUCGCCGCCCACAUCACCCCCGACACCAAACUAGUCUGGAUCGAAACCCCCUCCAACCCGACACUCCGCCUCGUCGACAUCCGCGCCGUGACCGCCAAAGCCCACGAGCACGGCAUAAUGGUCGUGGUGGAUAACACCUUCCUCUCUCCCUACGUGCAGAACCCGCUUGAUCACGGCGCGGAUAUCGUGGUGCACUCAGUCACCAAAUACAUCAAUGGACACUCUGACGUCGUCAUGGGCGUAGCGGCGUUUAACUCCGAUGAGAUGAAGGAGAGACUCGGAUUCCUCCAAAACGCAAUCGGUGCCAUCCCCUCAGCAUUCGACUGCUGGCUCGCCCACCGCGGUCUCAAGACCCUGCACCUCCGCGCCCGCGAAGCCUCCACGAACGCCCAGCUCGUCGCAGAAGCACUCUCCUCCUCCCCCCACGUCAUCGCCGUAAACUACCCGGGCCUAGCAUCGCACCCCCACCGCGCCAUCGCCCUGCGCCAGCACCGCAACGGUAUGGGUGGCGGUAUGCUGAGUUUCCGCAUCAAAGGCGGUGCUUCGGCGGCUGAGAAAUUCUGCCAAGCUACUUCGCUGUUUGUCCUCGCUGAGUCCCUGGGAGGAGUUGAGUCAUUGGUCGAGGUGCCGAGUAGUAUGACGCAUUCGGGCAUUCCGCAGGAGCAGAGGGAGGCGGUGGGGGUUUUUGAUGAUUUGGUCAGGAUUAGUUGUGGGGUGGAGGAUGGGGAGGAUUUGAGGGCGGAUGUGUUGCAGGCGCUUGAGAAGGCGGUGGUGUGGCCGAAGGUUGCUAAUGGGGUUGCGGCGGGGAUGGGGAAGGCUACGCAGUAG
Messenger RNA from Pseudogymnoascus verrucosus, 1768 nucleotides. RefSeq names its product cystathionine gamma-lyase cys3 (gene CYS3). Bases 464 to 1768 code for a protein of 434 amino acids. Gene Ontology annotation, biological process: transsulfuration. Gene Ontology annotation, cellular component: cytoplasm. The record is from RefSeq and is a predicted model, not a curated record. The transcript has a single exon. Lineage: Eukaryota; Fungi; Ascomycota; Leotiomycetes; Thelebolales; Thelebolaceae. Gene Ontology annotation, molecular function: cystathionine gamma-lyase activity; pyridoxal phosphate binding.